UGUUCCCCCUCUCCUGCGCCGUGCAGAACUACUCCUGGGGCAAGGUGGGGCUGGAGAGCGAGGUGGCCAAGCUGCUGGCCAGCAGCGACCCCCUGGUCCAGAUCCAGCCCGACCAGCCCUACGCGGAGCUCUGGAUGGGUGCCCACCCCCGGGGUGAUGCCGUCAUCCGGGACAACCGCAUCCCUCAGAAGACCCUGGGCCAGUGGAUCGCUGACAACCCCGCCUGCCUGGGGGCCAAGGUGAAGGACGCCUUCCAGGGCCACCUCCCCUUCCUCUUCAAGGUGCUCUCCGUCAACACCGCCCUCUCCAUCCAGGCGCACCCCAACAAGGAGCUGGCGGCGAAGCUGCACGCCCAGUUCCCCCAGCAUUACCCCGAUGCCAACCACAAGCCCGAGAUGGCCAUCGCUCUCACCCCCUUCGAGGGCUUGUGUGGCUUUCGGCCGGUGGAGGAGAUCGUCUCCUUCCUCCAGACCGUCCCGGAGCUGCGGGCGCUGAUCGGGGAGGUGGCGGCGGAGCAGCUGGAGCGCAGCGGGAGCGACGACCCCCGGGGGGUCUCGGCCGCCCUCCGUGUCUGCUUCACCCGCCUGAUGAAGAGCGAGAAGAAGUUCUUCGUCGACCAGCUCAACAUGCUGGUGAAGCGCAUCUCCCAGGAAGCGGCGGAAGGGAAGGACACCUCUGGGAGCAACGGGGACCUGCUGCUGCGCCUGCACUCCCAGUACCCGGGGGACAUUGGCUGCUUCACCAUUUAUUUCCUCAACCUGGUGAGGCUGGAACCGGGGGAGGCCAUGUUCCUGGGAGCCAACGAGCCCCACGCCUACCUGCAGGGAGACUGCGUGGAGUGCAUGGCCUGCUCGGACAACACGGUGAGGGCCGGGCUCACCCCCAAAUUCAUCGACGUCCUCACCUUGUGCGAGAUGCUCAACUACACGCCGGCGCCCAGCAGCUCCAAGAUCUUCCCGGCCACCCAGAGCCAGCUUGACCCCAGCGUCUACCUCUACGACCCCCCCGUGCCUGACUUUGCCAUCAUGAAGAUAGAGAUCCCUUCCUCCAUCAAGCUGUACCUCGUCUCGGCCGUGGACUCGGCCAGCAUCUUGCUGGUGAUCCAAGGGACGGCCGUGGGCACCUCCACGGCGGCGGCCUCCGAAAUGACUCUGCGCCGCGGCUCCGUCCUCUUCAUCUCGGCCAACGAGAGCAUCUCCCUCCACCUCUCCUCGCCCGACGGGAUGCUGCUCUUCCGAGCCUGCUGCCUCCUCUGAGAGCCACCCGGGAC
Molecule: messenger RNA, 1270 nt
Organism: Calidris pugnax (ruff)
Lineage: Eukaryota; Metazoa; Chordata; Aves; Charadriiformes; Scolopacidae
Gene: MPI
Product: mannose phosphate isomerase
Exons: 7
Coding region: 135-1256 (373 amino acids)
Biological process (GO): GDP-mannose biosynthetic process; carbohydrate metabolic process
Cellular component (GO): cytosol
Molecular function (GO): mannose-6-phosphate isomerase activity; zinc ion binding
Source: RefSeq, a predicted model, not a curated record